Molecule: messenger RNA, 7674 nt
Organism: Uranotaenia lowii
Lineage: Eukaryota; Metazoa; Arthropoda; Insecta; Diptera; Culicidae
Gene: hob
Product: protein hobbit
Exons: 8
Coding region: 150-7115 (2321 amino acids)
Source: RefSeq, a predicted model, not a curated record
UUAUUGUACUUUUUGCCUGCAGGCAGCAAAGGAAUCGAAUUUUCGCGUUUCUUCCGCGGAUUGAAAAGUAUAAAUUAUUACGGUAAAUCGGUCGGAAAAAGGUGCAAAUUUCGGCCCCGGAAACAGUUAACAAAAGAAAUGUUUCAACAAUGAUAACGCUCUUCUCGUUUCUGGUGAUCAUCGUACUGAUCUACCUGGGUAUCACCUGGUUGCUCCCGCAAGGUAUCGGUUACGUGCUCAAACGGAAGUUCAACAUCAAAAUCCGCUUCGGGCGGAUCAGUUUGCCGUUUUCUCUGCGGGACGUGACCAUCUGCAAAAGUGGAUUCUCUGUGCAAAUCGAUGAAAUCUGCAUCCGGAGUAGUUUCUUCAACUCCGAAGUCACCAAGCUGCUGUCGAUCAACAUACGCGACAUCCGAAUCAAUAAGGACAUCAAUAGACGACAGCAAACUGGCGGUUCGAAUGCCGGUGGAACAUCCGCAAGCUAUGGCCAAUCCCAAGAUAUGGGAGGUGGUUCGAGCACCCCAGAUUCAUUCGGAAGCUCAAGCGGAGGUAACAAUGGAGGCAACGGAGCCCGCAAAGGGCGCAAGAUUUUGGACUUUCGCGAGAAGAAAGUUCACCCUAUGAUUAUCAAGUUUGCCCAAUUCAUGGCCGUUCACAUUAACAAUGUUUCAAUAGCAUUACUGAACAAUGAUCACGAUCCCGGAUGGUUGCUUCAUGCAACGGCAAAAGAGCUACACCUAGACGGAAGUCUGGUACACAAUACCAAAACGAUGCUGGUCUCAGCUGCACUGAGCGAUGCCCAGGCUAAGAUUCUCCGCCACUGCCAACCUACUCGGACCAAAAUGAGCGUGAAACUAAACGAAUGCCAACCCUGCCUGGGGGAACUCAGUUUCGGCAUUGCCAUGGACAGUGUUUUGGUGGCUCAUGGACCCAUAUCUUUGGAAAAACUGCAGCUGGCGAUGACGAAUACCAAAAUGGUGCUGCACGGUGGUUUGUACGAGUUCAUCAAGGAUGCCCAAAGUCAGAAGCGACGUCAUCAGAUGUUCCUGAGGCAAAACAGUAUUAGUUUGGACCAGGUUCCGAUUUUCGAUGCUGAUUCGACCUCGAACGGUAGUGAAGCUUACCUAAGGAUCGCACCCAUUAUUCCGAAAAAUUUCGCGAUUAAAAUUGAGAACACAACCAUAUCAGCGGUGAAGGAGAAUAGUUCCAAUGAUUUUUCUGCUACCUUGCAGUCUUUUACCAUCAGUGGAAAGUUCCAGAACCGGAAUAUUCCGGACGAGUUCCGAAUGCCUAUGUUUUAUGUGGGAACGCAGCUGCAGCAGCUGGAAAUCGAUACGAUGCAGGAGAAGCUGUUGUGGUUGGAGCAGUUUAGUAUUGACGCGAAGCUGGAGAAAGAUCUUAUUAAUGUGUACUCGAAGUUGAAAUCGUUCCGGAUGAUCUAUCACCAUCGGGAGAUUUACGGAUGGAUUAGUAAGAACUUUUUCUCCAGUGAGCAGCUAGCGAGGCAGAUGAAUCCCAAAAGUUUGAAGCUGGCUGGUGGAUUGGGUGCUGCUGGGUCUGGGAUUUCCCCGACUGGAUUGAAGGCUGGGGGAGCUUGGGAGGAAAUUUUAAGCCGGGUAGUCAUCACCGGAUGUGCCGAGCUGUGGAAUGUGACGACGGUGUUCAAAUUUGGACCACAGGAGAUUUCCUCGAUCUGCUUCAACCACACCAAAUUACUGCUGGAUCAGUUUAGCGAGUGUCGCAGCAACGUGUACGAGAGUAGGUUCCUGAAUUUGGUGCUCGAAAAGCGACACUGGAGCGCCGAGUUGAUGGUGGAAUCGUUUUGGUGGUCCCUCGGGGCAGUCGGUGGUUCCCCGAAGGACUACGGCCAGAGUUUGAAAAAGAGUCACAUCCGGGGAAGUCCGUUCUAUGUGGGCGUUAGUUUGGUGAAGUUGAGCAGCUACGGAGACUCGACAAAGCUGGAUUUUACGAUUCACACUUUCCGCACCGAGUACAGCCCAAUGUUGGCCGAGUAUUUGGUUCACGCUAAGCAGUGUUUGGAAAAGUAUAGGUCUUCGGAACUGGGAAGGCGACGGCUUUCGGAAGUAGUUGGAAUUUCUUUGGAUGAUGUUGAAAGUGGAACUCCGUCAAAACGAGGAGGUAAACCUGGACUUCUGAUUAAUGCCAAAGUGACAGAUGUGACCUGUUUUUUCUUCAAUAAGUUUGAAACAUGUUUGUUGGUAAAUUUAAGUGAGUUAUCGCUGGCAAAGACGGCAGCGAUAAACGUUGUCAAACUGGAUCAUUUGCAUAUGGAGAUUUUGGACUUUAGAAACAACUCGUUCCCGUCGGAGUUUGGCUCCGUGGAUGGGCAGAAUGUGUUUGCCAACUUUAAGGUGAUUCGGGUGGAGUAUUCGGAUCAUUCAAAGCACCCGAAGUUGGCGAUCCACUUUUUGGAGGACACCGGUGCAAUGUGGAAUGCAAAUCUGCAUAUGCAUGUCGUGACGUUGUUUGGCGAGAUAAAGGAAUUGAGAGGGGCUCUCAAAACGAAGCAAAUGGCGCAGCCCCCGUUAGAACUGCCCAAAGAAGAGGUUCCACCCAAAAAGUCGAAGAGAUCCUGGAUCGUUGACCUUUACGCCGAAGGAUCGACGGAAUUCGCCAUCAAGAUAAGCGAUCGCCACUCGAUGCUGCUAUUCAGUGAAAAUUUGUACAUCAGCCGGAAGGAUCGAUGGUUCAUUUCGUUUGAGAAUAUUUUUAUCAAAAUUGACGAUCAGCACAUUUUUACCUUCAAGGACGUCGACUGUCAGCAGUUGUCGGAAAUGGACGCGCUGAGAGGGGAACGGAAGCAUUACGAGCACUUUAGAUUGGCCAGCAAUAAGGUUUGGUUGACGUCGAUUGGGGUGGUGAGGAUCAUAUUCCCUUAUGAUCACGACUUUUAUGGGGCAAUUGUGAACGAGUUUGUUUCGAUCUACAAGUGGUUGAAGGUUAUCCAUGGCUAUAAGAAGAAACCAUUUACGGAAAACUCUCCCCUGCCUAGCGAUAUGUUUAUCCAGAUCAAGGAGUUUUUGAUGGAGAUGAGUGACGAUCCGUUUGAGGUGAAACUUCGGGACAACUAUGUGCUGCUGCUGGACGAAUUUAACGAAAGUGUGAAACGGAAGGUGCUGUUUGACCAGAAAAUUGCGCAGCUCUGCUCGGAACGAUUGAUUUUGCCAACAGGAACGCUGGAAGAGCUGAAUGCCAACUUUAUAAAGAUGAACUCGGAGAUCUACAUUCAACGGUCGAAGCAAUUGGCGAAAACGGAACCACCCCGUACCAGGCUGAUCGCGUGGAUCAUGACAGAUCUGGAGAUCAUGGCCAUGGCCGACCCAUCGGUUCACGGUGCAGAGAAUGCGGUGCGAGUGAUCCGUGAAAUCGAUGCCGAGAGCCCCUGGCCUGAGGAGGGAAUCGAGUUUGUCACCUUGUGGUGUAGGGCGGUUAAUGUGAGUUGUACCGAGUGGAAGUUUAUGCUACGGGACUAUCCGCAGCCGAUGUUCCACGUGAAGGCGAUGCAUCUGUUCGGACAUUUGGCUGGGGCGGAAAUGGCGCCUCCUAGGAGAGCUAAGAGAGACGUGGAUAUCGAGAUCGGGGACCCAUUUGGAACGCAUACCAUUCAGCGAAGCAUGACUUCGAUCAAAUUUUAUCACGAUUUCGAUUGGGAGCUGGAUUAUUUGGCUUAUGCUUUUGGACCCUGUUGGGAACCGGUAAUGGCACAGUGCAAUUUAAUGAUGGAGAAGAUUUCUGCGCCUUCCAGGGAUCCGAGUCCCCCUCUUCCGUUUUGGGAUAAGAUGCGUCUGUUAAUGCAUGGUCGCCUCACGAUUAUCGCAAAGCAGUUUACGAUUCUUUUGCAUGCUUCUCUCGAUCCGUACAACACCACAGAAGAAAUGGAACUCACGUGGAACAAUUGUGGAAUUGUGUACACCAAUGCGAAGAUCAUGUUCAAAGGGGAUCUAAACGUGUACGUGAGAACUGCCUCCCGUUACGACGAUUGUCGCCUUCUUCAUCUACCCAACCUUAGGCUUACGUUCAAAUUGAACUGGAUCUGUCUAGCCAAUCCUAAUGAUCAUCACGCGGUGAUCCCCUGCGCCCCUGACAAGCUUCCUGAGUACUCCAGUAAUCAAGUGCACGACUCGUUCCGAGCCUUCCGAUCCCAAAACCUCAACAUCGGCAUUUCUUUCGAAAUCAAACAGAACACUUCGGACCAGGACAUCCCGAAUUUGGUGCUAUACGGCAGCACCCUUCGAUGGUUCGAAAGUUUGAAGCUGAUCUUGUCCGGUGUGACAAGACCAACCCGUCGGGGACUUGUCUUCAACAAUGUUCGACCGCGGAAGAAGCAGCUAAGCCGUCACUACCGGCGAGCGAAUUUGCAGAUGAGUCUACACAAGUUCCAGAUUUUCUACUGGAUGUCACAUGCAUUGAAUCGAGGUUUUCAGCUGAAUGGUGGUCGGAUUUCUUUAAGCUCGGAACACACCUUAACGCUUUCUCCGAUCGACGAUGGCUUAAUCCACCGACCUCGAGCCGAUUGGUCGAUUAUGUACAUGAACAGCGAGCUGAAUGACGCCGAAAUUUGGCUGAGAACCAAUACCAUCAUCGAUCGUACCUACGGUAGCUCGGAAAGUAUUUCUAAUUCCAACGGGGAUAUUUGUCGGUAUUAUUUCUUGAGUGUUGCAAGAGUGUCCUACGGGCGAGAAGCACUACUCGUCAAUGGGACAGAAAGGGAAAAGGAUACACCGACCCACAAGCUGGUGGUGUACGAUUUGAAGGGAGCCUGGACCAAGGACAACCGGGACGUUGCGUUUGCCCUCUUUGAUUCGUUUAUGAAGAGUCAACGGUUGAAGAAUAAUUUGCAGACGGAAGCGCUGAAGUGUUUCCGUAAGGAGGGUAACAAUACCCCGUUGAAGCAGUCCCGUAACAGUCAGGACAAGGGGUCGUCUUCGUCACAGCACCAUUCAGUUAGUCAAGCACAUCUCAGGGACCGGCAAAGGCAGGAGACUUCGGAUGGUUUAGUGAUGUUGCAACAGUUGAUUUCGGAGGCAGAUCAUAAGUCUGUGGUUUUCAGUGAUGAUUUGUCUGCUCAAACGCGGCAGCAGCAGUUGAAGGGAUUGCAAGCUUGCCAGGAUGGGGACGUUUUGCAUUACAAUUGGUUCAUUUCGUUGGUGAACUCUCAGGUGCUGCUGAAAGGAUGCGAGACUUCGGGGUAUGUUAUUUUGAGUGCUGCGAAGGCAGAAAUCUUACAACGCGUUCACAGGCCGGUGUGGCGAGAUCAUACGAUCGUGUCCAAAACAACUUGGGUGGGAUCACUCGAAUGCAUGCAGUAUUAUGCUACCGUUAGUGCCGAAGAUGGUGAUACUAGGGAGAUGGCCGAGAUUAUGUGGCUUACUGUGGACAACAUUCAGGAGAAGGAUCGAGACUCAACUGCGAUCAAUGAGUAUCCCGAUUUGCCUCACUUAGUAGGAAGUGGACAAAGUGUUGGCGGAGUUGUUUCCGAAACGGUCGGCGUAUCCGGUGAUAGUUACAAGGAUGGAAAAUGUCCCAUCCAGCUGCAACGAAUUGUUUCUAGAUGUAAGUGUGAAUUUUUCUACGUUAGCUACGGUGAAACCAGUAUUGAUCCGACGACGAUCAGCGAAGUUCCUCCUCCUCCGGUUGAAGAGAGUUUGAGCCCUUGGGAGAAUCAGGACGAGCCAGUCGAUGCCUUCACGUUGAUGCAUCACGAUUUGGACGUUUGCACUAAUUCCCUUCAAUAUGCUAUGAUUCUGGACAUCGUUAACAACCUUUUACUGUACGUGGAACCACAAAGAAAAGAAGCUUUGGAACGUUUAGCUCGAAUGCGUUUUCAGUUACAACUUCACAGCAGUGAGGAUCAAAAACGCCCAAUUCAACAUUUGCAAACAGAGAUUCGAGGGUUGAUGUCUCGAAUACGCUGCUUUGAAAAAGAUAUCCAUUUUAUAACCAAAGCUCGGCUAGAAGAAGGGGACAACGAUGAGUUACGAAUCGAGUACGAUGACGUGCAGAAAAUUAUUCGAGAGCAUAAGGAGGUUCUUUCCAACAAAAGUGAUGAGUUGGACAUUAUGCUUUCGUGCUACAAUGAGACGCAGCUGUCUGCCUCAAAUCGUUUAGCUACCAUCCGAAAAGAUAAACCCCUAACCAUUGUUAGAGCCAAUGAAAUAUGCUUUAAGCAUGCUCAAUGGCGACUCACUGAAGCUGACGGACAAAUUGGCAUAGCCGAUUUGAUCCUGAGCAAUUUCCUGUACACCAAAAAUUCUAAAAGUGAUAACUCCGUCGACCAUUUACUAGAGCUAGGGUACAUACGUAUCAACAACCUCAUCCCGCGGGACAGCUACACCGAGGUUCUCUGUCCAACAGAAAUCCAACGAGAUAUGCCCGUAGAUCACAAACGAGUGCUCCGUGUAUUCUGCCGGGAAAAACCUCCGGUCGGUGGAAUUUCCGUCAAAGAACACUUCGAAAUAAAUGUGGUACCCGUCACGAUUGCCAUCUCGAAAAAGUUCUAUAACACAAUGUUGAAGUUCUGUUUCCCGGAUCGGGAUGCCCUCGAAGUGGAGGCUAACGAUGACCUGGAAGAUGGUGCCAGUUCCAGCUCUACCUCGUCGCUCGCUACCAAGAGCUCGUCCAAAAAGUCUUCCGCCUCCUCCUCGAAGGGUAAAAAGAGUGCCAAGGACAGCAACUUCUAUGUUAAGAUUCAGGACGACGUUGAAAAGAUGAAGGAAAGGGCCGAGAAAAAUAAGCUGUUUAUCUAUAUCAAAAUUCCGGAAGUUCCGGUCAAGGUCAGCUACAAGGGUAACAAGGAGAAAAAUAUUGAAGAUAUUACGGAUCUUUCGCUGUUGAUUCCGACGCUGGAGUACCACAAUGUAACGUGGACCUGGUUGGAUUUGCUGCUGGCGAUGAAAUCGGACAGCCGUAGGGUUUUGCUGUCGCAGGCGAUUAAGCAAAAACUGAAACUGAAGAAGGCUCUAGUCGACGAACAACCUUCCCCACAGGAAGAGGACAAGGCCAAGAUGCUGUUCGGCAAUCGACAUGCGAGAGCUCGAAACAAGCCGGAAAAUAAAAGCCUACGCAAAGGAGUGUUCAAAUUUUCAAAAUCCUAAUACAAAUAGGUUCUACUUGAUGGAUUCCGAAGAACCAGAUCGCAUCAGUUUCUUCCGACUUGUAUCAUCCAUAUUGUUUGGUGUUUUUUCCACAAUUGGUAGCUGCAUAGUUUUAUAAAAGUCCACACUACUCUAUAAUCCGAAAAAAAAAGAAAAAAAACUUGCAUCUAGUCCCAACGAAUUCAAAUAAGAAACAGAGAAUCAUCACAUUUUUUUCGCUUGAGAUAGCAAAUUGUUUUAGAAGAUGCUUUUCCCUUUUUUAAAACUUUGACCAAAUAGUAGGAUACCGUAAAUAGUGUUUUGUUCCUAGAAACAAAAAAAAAAACAAAUCUUUCCUGGAAAGAACCAGAUAGAGACAAUAGAGCGAAUUAAGGUGAUUGAUUGUUGCUUCCUUUCGGUUUAGCAUAACUUAGUAGCUUAUAAUAAAAAAAUACUAUUAUCAGCCCAGGGCAACAGGUUUCCUCUUUCGUUCGAAACAGAGCAAUAAUAUAAAAUGUUUGUGCAUACGUGAUAUGUGAUGAAGUUGAAAAAAAUGGUAUAAAAGAUUUUCAAUAUUUAA